ACCGUCACAAUAAUAUUAUGACUCGAUUGGUGUUAUUAUUCUACCUCUUAUCGACUAUACUUUAGAAUUUAAGAUCGGUGACAUAUUAACUACGGUCAAACACUCGACAGUUUACAAUAUUGACUAUAUUGGCUCAUUAAUACUUUAGUGUUUAAGGCGUUAUUGUGUAAAAUGGCGAAUUUCUCGUCACCGAUGCCGUCCAGAGAGUUUUUGUGGGACGUGUUCCAGAGGGUUGACAAAGAUAGAAGUGGAUUCAUCUCGUCUGAUGAACUGCAAAUGGCGCUCUCCAAUGGAACAUGGACUCCAUUCAAUCCGGAAACCGUACGUCUUAUGAUAGGUAUGUUUGACAAGCAUAAUCGAGGUACUGUAUCGUUUGAUGACUUUGGAGCUUUAUGGAAGUACGUAACUGAUUGGCAAUCGUGUUUUCGAUCAUUUGACCGUGAUGGCUCUGGCAAUAUAAAUGUAUCCGAACUCAAAGACGCUCUAUCAUCGUUUGGUUAUAGACUCGGUGAACAAAUUGUAUCAGUUAUGCUCAAGAGAUUUGACCGUUUUGGUCGUGGCACUAUACUUUUUGAUGAUUUCAUACAAUGCUGUGUUGUAUUACAUACCUUAACUGCUGCAUUCCGUCAAUUUGAUACUGAUCAAGAUGGAUAUAUUACUAUUCAUUAUGAGCAAUUUCUAAACAUGGUAUUUGGCUUGAAAAUUUAAAUGAACUCCAUUAUUUAUUGGGUAUUUUUUUUUUUAAGUCUUUAGAACUGAUCAGUAUAAAGAAUAACUUAUAAUGAAGUAUAAUAUAAAAUGUAAUAUUUCAAUUAAAUGAUUGCUUUAUCUGUUCCUUCUUGUGACACAUUGUUUUUUUUUUAAUACUGUCUAAAUGUGAUAUUUUUAAGCUAUCAAUAAUUUUAUUAUUGUUAUAAAUGAAUUAUUAAUUAUCAUAGUAAAUAUAUAUACUACCAUUUUAAUAUUUUAUACAGUUUCAAUUUUAUUAAAAUAAUCAAAAA
Molecule: messenger RNA, 1001 nt
Organism: Myzus persicae (green peach aphid)
Lineage: Eukaryota; Metazoa; Arthropoda; Insecta; Hemiptera; Aphididae
Product: programmed cell death protein 6
Exons: 4
Coding region: 172-708 (178 amino acids)
Molecular function (GO): calcium ion binding
Source: RefSeq, a predicted model, not a curated record